AUGGAACUAAACGCAGAGAAACAACCGGAGCUACCACAACAACAAAAUGAAACAUGUUCUUUCCCAUUUGAAUCUGACAACUUUUCGAAUUAUUUAUGUGAAAAUCCUCUUUUCAAUUUCAACGAACAAUUAGAUAACAAAGAAACAGACAAAGAGAAGUGCAUUAUCACAACUUUAACACCAACAAAUACAAUAGCAGAAGAUGAAAAUCUUCAAUCGAUACUAAAUGUUCAAGAUUUUGGUAAUAUUACAGCGAACAUGUUGAAGAUUUUUGAUUCUUUAGAACAAGAUAGAGAAAGCGGAACAGAGGAUAAUCAAUCGCAAGAUGUAUUCGAAAAUCUUAACAAUAUCUCUUAG
Molecule: messenger RNA, 357 nt
Organism: Ambispora leptoticha
Lineage: Eukaryota; Fungi; Glomeromycota; Glomeromycetes; Archaeosporales; Ambisporaceae
Source: the annotation of a GenBank genome assembly